AGCGUUGUCCUUUCUGGGGCGAUACUUGAUGACAGGGGGAUAAUCCUCCGUUUCCAAACUCCACCAGUUGUUAUAUUCGGCGUAAUUUCGGUGGGUUUUUCCUUCAUGGUGAUGGCCUAUGGUGGACCUAUCACACAGGUGGGCACCGCUCUUUUGGGGUCACUUGACGGUCCUAUGACGGGAGUAUUUCUGGCGGGAGCGUUCUUACCCUGGGCAAACUCAAAGGGCGCGUUAGCCGGUGGACUUAGUGGUGUGGGGAUGUGUAUGUGGAUUACCCUGGGGGCACAGCUCACAGGCAUCCAGUCACCCUGGCUUCCACUUGGCGGAACCGACUCCUGCCCCACGAACGUCACAGGCUCACUGUCUCUCUUUUCCAACAGCAGUGCUGACAGAGGCUUUAAAACACCGGAAUCCUGCGUUGGAUUGGAGAAGAUGUACGCCUUGUCCUUCACAACUUAUUCAUCAGUUGGUGUCAUUGUAGCAGUCGUCGUCUGCAUUGUCGUCAGCGCCAUCACCGGAUUUACAAAUCCAAGGGAGGUUAAUCCUCUCUGUCUCUCACACUUCAUCCGCGGGUAUUUCUUCACGGGAAAAGAGACUGAUUCGGCCUCAGAGCAGGAAAGCUGCCAAGCUGCAGAGCUCAUGGAGCUAAACCCAAGGAAAGACUCAUUAGAGCGAAGAAAAGAGGAAGACGAAGCCUUUGUUCGCGGAUGAUCCUGGUGAAGAUGCAAGGACUUCAGUCGGAGAUACACCCUGCUGGCCGACAAGUCCAACAGUUCCCGCAAACACGACAGGACAUGAAUAAAGGGUUACU
Molecule: messenger RNA, 811 nt
Organism: Liolophura sinensis
Lineage: Eukaryota; Metazoa; Mollusca; Polyplacophora; Chitonida; Chitonidae
Product: sodium-dependent multivitamin transporter-like
Exons: 7
Coding region: 106-711 (201 amino acids)
Biological process (GO): sodium ion transport
Molecular function (GO): symporter activity
Source: RefSeq, a predicted model, not a curated record